AUGAAUCAUAUUGUUGGGAAGGUGGCAGAAACCAGCAUCCAUGAUGUGCGUCUGGAAAGGCACUUUAUGCGUUCAAACUCGCGACGACACUACUUGAUCUGUGCAGAAGUUGACGCCGCAACUUCACAAUUGUUAAAUUGCCGGCGGGUGGAAUGGAAACUCCGCAAAAAGGCCUUCCUUCUCUACAGACAGACUUGUCAGGCUCUGACCACUGGCAACACCUCUAAACCACCGACCGUAGGCGCCGGCGGUGGAGGUGUCGGUGGUGGUGGAGGCAAUGAAUCGGUAAACAAGACUCGUACUUUGCUUUUGCGAAAACGUCUACCCGAUAGGACUUCCUCAACUUCGUCGGCUUUGAAUAAAACCUUAAGGCGGAGCGCCACUCUGUCUACUUCUCAUCCGGCCACAGAACUCGAAGCGGUGGACAGUCCUGUUGCCAAGCUUGCAGAACACCCUGCUCUCCCCUCAAAGGUAGCUCGUGCUGUGUGGCGCUCAGUGUCCGACUACUACCGGUCAAUCUUGGCGAGCGAGGACGCGCGAAUCGAAUGGCAUUCUGCAAUCUUCCAAAAUGCAUUUAAACUGUACGCACUCGAACGCCUGCGGUUAAACAAUUUGCUUGAAAACCUCAACGCCUAUCGCUCCACCAUCACAGAUUCUCUUCAAGCAAUUUCGAAAGCCAUUUCUGACACAAAGUUAUUUGUGCUAUGUCAGGACGCCAGUCUAAAGGCGAAUCCCAAGGAGGACUUUGUGGCCUUCCACGAGCUGGCCUUCCUGCCAGGCCCCGGCAGCACCUCGCAGUCGCCGCUCGUCAUCACCCGCCCCGUCGCCACCGACCUCUCCAAGGCCGCGGCCACGGCGGACCCCUCCAGGCUGGUUUCGAUCGCCCCUCGGUACCAGUGCAUCUCACCGGCCGCCCGGAGCCAGCGGCCAUGCAAGCCGCCAGAACAGCGACUGGCUGUUGUGGCCAGCUCCAAGCAGAGCCUCCUUUUCAUUCCUGGCGAAGUUGACAGCCUCUAUGUUCCCUCCGCUGAGAUACGCCAGCAGUCCAUCCAACGGGCCCUUCAGAAGCGUUUUUUGGUGCCUGCUCGUGCUGAAACACCACACAUCAGUGACGAUGCACUUGAGGAAUCCAGGAAAAAGUCCGAAAAGGCUGCCUUCUCUCGCCAGUUGCUAAUGGCUAUUGUCGAUAUCCUCGCUCGUGAAUGUCAAAAAGAGGAAAGAACAAAGCAGGGUUUGACUAAUCUAGUUCAAGUUUACUCAACAACACCACUGUACGCAAACGAGGAGACGCUGGCAGAGGCCCGACGUCGUCUUUUUUUCUCUCGCUGUCGCCUGGCCUACUUGUGCGCGUGUCGGGCGCGUUUGGCCUGUCUGUUCGCCCAGGAGUCCGCGGACGGUGACAAGUCCAAACCCCCACGGUCCCUCCACAUUCGCCUCUCCGAAGCAGGCUUUGAAGCCUCCAGUGGGAACCUUGGAACCGGCUUGGAAAGUGUACCCGCCGACCUCUCCGCCCUCAAGCGGUACGCAUCUUCCCUCCUUUCUAGGAGCGUUCCUGUCCUCCUUCCUCCCAGUCUUCCCGAAGGCUUUACCAAAAAUGUGCUUGCUCCCUGUUUUUCUCUUAUUGUGCUUGUUUUUGUUAUAGAAUGGCCUCCGGUGACGCCAGAAAUCAGUGACCUUGAGGUCAUUCCCCCAGAUGAUCUUCAAAUUUACAAUCCAUACCUCGCGAUGGAUCUGAGUCGGUUCAGUUGGAUGGCUUAUGCAGACACCCUCUUCUCCGGCACAGGAUCAGUAACGGGUUCUUCCGUUACCGAUGAAAACGACGCCAUCGUCACAGACAGUGACUUCGAGGAUGACUUUGAAGGAGUUAAAAUUGAAACCGCAAAAACUGUUUCUGCUGCCUCAAAGGUCGUUGGUGCGCCGUCGGCCACAAAACCGCUGAGUAAACCGAGUAAAGUGGUCAGUGGAGCCGCGAAGAGACCAUCCGUCUCCAGACCAGCUCCCAUCCAAAACGUGAACGGUGACACCAGGCCUAAUAACAGCAAAGUACCUGAGACCAAGACGACUGUCACAAAGAACCAAUCAAUAGCUUCGGAAAAAUCAUCAAUUGAGCGUUUUCCUGUCAAGUUGGCAAAAGACUCCCCAACGAAGAGUCCCACCCAGCGGGCCCCAUCGAGGCCCUCGAGCUAUGCCUCCACUUGUCGUUCCACCCCACAGAGCACAGCCGCCUCAACUGCCAGCUUCCAAACGCCUGCAAAGGCAGCACCCGCCACCAAGAAAGCCUCUAGACCCACGUCAGUGGUAGGGAAGUUGACCAAACAAAGUCCACAUGCUGGACAGAGGGCGACCACGUUGCGGCACACGGAAAAAAAGCUAGCCCCCUUGAAGGUGGACGCGAAACCGAGGUCCGUUGCACUAAAGGGGACUGUGCAUCCCGAAACCAAGCCAAAUGCUGGCCAGUCAAAACCAACUACCACGUCGCCACCCACGAGCCCUGCCUUUUCACCAGUCUUAGACAGCACUGAUGCAUUUAUGGACGAUGACGUUGGUGAGGAAAAUUCGGACACGGCACAAAUUGGUCCAUUGUCGCGGACCAUUGUCCAUGAAGAGCGACUUGCGAACAUCGGGCCGAUCAAUGGUUGUGGCGAUGUUCUCUCACAUGACGUUAAUGAAAAGCUGCCGGACUCGGGUGCAUGUUCCCAAACGGAGUCGCUAAAGGAAGAUAAAAAGAAGAAAAAUCCGGCAAGUUUUUCCUCGAUAUUCUCCCUCCUGGGUCGGAAGGUGAAUGGAGGCAAAAAGCCGAAGCAUCAGCGACCGCAAAUUGAGGCUCCCUGGCGGGUGGAGCCUGACGCAAAUGGACUCGCCUCGGGGACUGAUGGGGCGCCUGACGGUGACCUGCGAACGCUCCCCGAUUCCGCGUCUUUCGGUGACACCCUCCAUGCAUCACCAUCCAAUUUCAGUCUUCAUUGCAUAGGAUGGGCCAAAGUCAUCACCAGUUACGCUCCACAAAAACCUGGGGAACUCUCACUUCUUGAAGGUGAAAUUGUGAGCAUCCUUCAAAAAACCAGCCCAACGUGGUGGAUAGGCGAGGCAGGGGGAAAUUGUGGACGAUUUCCGGUGGCCAACGUGGAGGAGUUCUAG
This is a messenger RNA of Mesocestoides corti, 3138 nucleotides long. Lineage: Eukaryota; Metazoa; Platyhelminthes; Cestoda; Cyclophyllidea; Mesocestoididae. The record is from the annotation of a GenBank genome assembly.